Messenger RNA from Capsella rubella, 1725 nucleotides. Its product is annotated as cytochrome P450 709B2. Gene Ontology annotation, molecular function: heme binding; iron ion binding; oxidoreductase activity, acting on paired donors, with incorporation or reduction of molecular oxygen. NCBI's taxonomy places the organism in Eukaryota, Viridiplantae, Streptophyta, Magnoliopsida, Brassicales, Brassicaceae. The transcript has 5 exons. The coding region runs from base 65 to 1618 and encodes 517 amino acids. The record is from RefSeq and is a predicted model, not a curated record.
ACCACAAAGCAAACUUAAACACUCAAACCCAUCAAAAACCAAAAAAAAUUUGCCUGUUCUUUCAAUGGAGGUGCUUAGCACGAUCAAUCUCUUAGCACUAGCUCUUGUACUCCUUGUAGUUCCGAAGAUAUAUGGAGCUUGUCGGAUCCUUUUUUGGCGGCCCUUGAUGCUAUCAAGAAGAUUCAAGAAGCAGGGAAUCUCAGGUCCAAAAUACAGGAUCUUGCAUGGGAACCUCCGCGAGAUUAGGAAGAUGAAGAAAGAAGCUAAGCUCACGGUUCUUGAUCCAAACUCCAACGAUAUCGUCCCUCGCGUUUUACCUCAUCUUGACCAAUGGAUAUCUCAAUACGGGGAGACGGUUCUCUACUGGCAAGGAACAGAGCCAAGGUUAUGCAUCUCAGAUCAUGAGCUAGCGAAACAGAUCUUAUCGAACAAAUUUGGUUUCUUUGCUAAAUCAAAGACAAAACCAGAGGUCCUUAAACUUGCUGGUAAUGGACUUAUCUUCGUGAAUGGUCUUGAUUGGAUUCGCCAUAGACGAAUCUUAAACCCUGCAUUCUCCAUGGACAAAAUCAAGAUCAUGAACCAACUGAUGGUGGACUGCGCUUUGAGGAUGUUCGAGGAGUGGGAAAAACAGAGGAAUGGUGGCGAAUCCGAGCAAGUGGUGAUGAUGAACAGAGAGUUCAAGAGAGUGACGGCUGAUAUUAUAGCGACCGCUGCGUUUGGAAGCAGUUACGCGGAAGGAAUUGAAGUGUUCAAGUCACAGAAAAAGCUGCAAAAGUGUUGUGCUGCUUCUCUUACUGACGUCUAUAUCCCUGGAAUCCAGUACUUUCCUACGCCUUUGAAUCUUCAAAUAUGGAAACUUGGUUGGAAAGUGAAUAACUCCAUCAAAAGAAUCAUAGAUGCGAGGCUAAAAUCGAAAUCCAAGGAUUACGGAAACGAUGUUCUGGGAAUCAUGUUAACAGCUGCAAAAUCUAACGAGCCUGAUAAAAAGAUAAGCAUUGAUGAGAUCGUUGAAGAAUGCAAGACGUUCUUCUUCGCAGGACACGAGACAACAGCGAAUCUAUUGACAUGGAGUACGAUGUUGCUAAGCUUGUACCAAGACUGGCAAGAGAAGCUCAGAGAAGAGGUUAUCAACGAAUGCGGUAAAGACAAAAUCCCAGAUUCAGAGAACUGUUCCAAACUCAAACUGAUGAACAUGGUGUUUAUGGAGUCGCUUCGUCUGUACGGACCAGUGUUAAAUGUGCUACGAUUAACAUCAGAAGACAUGAAAUUAGGAGACCUAGAGAUCCCUAAAGGCACGACAAUAGUACUCCCAAUUGUGAAGAUGCACAGAGACAAAGCCGUUUGGGGAAGUGACGCCGACAAAUUCAACCCUAUGCGGUUUGAAAACGGCGCUACUCGAGCCGCUACUCACCCAAACGCUCUCCUGGCGUUUUCGAUCGGACCAAGAGCUUGCAUUGGCCAAAACUUUGCCAUGAUGGAAGCCAAGACAGUUCUCGCCAUGAUUCUUCAACGUUUCCGCCUCAGUCUCUCCGGCGAGUAUAAGCAUGCGCCUGGGGAUAACCUCACUCUUCAGCCUCAGUACGAUCUACCUGUGAUCCUUAAACCUAUCGACGGUUGAAAUAAGUGCUCUCUUUGUAUAAUGGACCUCUGUGGGCUAAAUAUUAAACUAUGAUAUUGGGCUUAAUUAUAAUAAGAAUCACUUGCGCGGUUGCCCCAGACCAUAAA